CAUUAAGAGGGUCUAUAGGGCUGCAAUUAGGUAUAAUUCGUUCCUUCUACCGGUAUUUGAGUAUACCUACCUAUCUACCAACCUAGGCACCUAUCUUGGUAUCCAACCUACUACAUACAGUACUGUACCUUUACGUAUCCUUUUUUUUUGUACCUGGCGUGAUUAAUUGCUUGCACCCAUACUAUAACGCAAACUGCCCCACACCCGGCAACAUAUCGUAAUAAUCACGGACAAAGCCCCCGUCUCCAUACUACGUACACAAGCAGUCUCAAUACGAGAUUUAUUAGAAUCUCCAUCAACUACAUCGUGAUCUGCAAAAAGGCCCCAUCUACUGCUCUGCAUCAUGGUCUGCGGGAAGUGCCAGAAGCUUUCCAAAGGCACCUCUUUGGCCACCCCAGCGGUCAAGAAGAAGUCCGAGAUGUACUACGGCUCUCCGGCUUCUUCCUCGGCCUCAAAAUCAUCUGCCACGCUGGGCCAGACUGGUGUGUCCAAGAACAAACUACUAUCCAAAGGAGCCAAGAAUCCUUACGCCCAGUACUCAAGUUCUUGUGACAAGUGCAAAACCAAAGUCUCGCAGGGGCAUAAAUACUGUCAUUCUUGCGCAUAUAAAGCAGACGCUUGCGCAAUGUGCGGAAAGUCAAACUCAAAAGCGAAGAGCGGAUCCGCUCCAGUCGUCACGGGGCAGAAGUUCUCAUCCAAAUAAGGCCAGAUGAGAGUUGAUAAGAACACACUAGGAUCGAUGGGGAUGAAUGAUCAAAUCCUCAGGAUCCAUCAAACUCCGCCCACCGCCUCCUCAGAACCACUCAUCCCGAGUCCUUGUCAAUCACCCACCUACUCAACGUGCUGGUUGUCCAUGCCCGGAGGACUGCUGCCAGUCUCAGGAGUAACAAGUGAUUUCUUCCUUCGGGGGACGUCUGAAGUACUCAUUUUCUUUGUAUUUUGUCACUUGGAGAGGUGAAACGAUGUACCACCCUUUGAUAUUUGACCAAGGGAUGUCAGCAUAUUUUGUUAAAUGCGAUACUAAAAUAUAGUUGUUUUUGUGUCGAUUUGCAGGUGCAUUUUUCUCUUCAAGAUACCGGUCCCCAUCCUGCUCGAGUCUGCGGUUGCUGGUAUGCACCACGUAGAUAUAGCUCGUUGGAAAUUUCAUGAACUUCUCG
Molecule: messenger RNA, 1157 nt
Organism: Pyricularia grisea
Lineage: Eukaryota; Fungi; Ascomycota; Sordariomycetes; Magnaporthales; Pyriculariaceae
Exons: 4
Coding region: 344-703 (119 amino acids)
Biological process (GO): cytoplasmic microtubule organization
Molecular function (GO): microtubule binding
Source: RefSeq, a predicted model, not a curated record